This is a messenger RNA of Colius striatus (speckled mousebird), 848 nucleotides long. RefSeq names its product cyclin dependent kinase 2 interacting protein (gene CINP). The coding region runs from base 183 to 719 and encodes 178 amino acids. Lineage: Eukaryota; Metazoa; Chordata; Aves; Coliiformes; Coliidae. The transcript is spliced from 5 exons. The record is from RefSeq and is a predicted model, not a curated record.
UGCUGGGCGCCUCGGCGGGGCCCCCCAGAAGCGAGCGACAGCUCCCAUGUGUGUGGGCUUCACGCUUGGGGUCACUUUUCAAGCGUCUCUCAAAAAGCCCCGCUGAUGGUACUCCAAGAAGACCUGUUUUAUCUGUCAGUGCAAGGAAAAUCAAAGAUAAUGCAGCAGACUGGCAUAAUUUAAUGAUGAAAUGGGAGAGACUGAAUGAUAAUGGAUUUACUACAGCAAACAAAAUAGUCAACAUGAAGAUCAGUGAGCAAUUUGAAACCAACAAACUGGAGGUAGCAUGUGAUAACAGUGCCACAAAAUCUGAAAAGCCAACUCCAAAAUACAAUGAAGAACUGGACAACUGCUGUGCAGAAUUACUUGAGACCUUCAAGCAUAUGACAAAAAUACAAGGGAAAAUGGAAAAGCUUACUUCAACUACUAAAGCAAUCUGUGACUUGGAAACAUUUCACCGUGGAGCUGGGAAUUGCACAGCACCCUUCUUUCAUACAUGGCCCACACUGUACUUCUAUGAAGUUGCCCUGAAGCUCUCUGAGAUGUACAAGAAAGAACUACAACUCAAGCAAACAAUUGUACAAGAAAUUGCACAUUCUGCUGACCAGGAUCUGAUGAUGGUCUAUUUAUCAUCGUGGUUAUACCAGCCUUACAUUGAGAACAGCAGCAAACUCCUACUUGAAGCCAUGCUGCUGGAAACAGGGCAUAGGCAGUGCUAGACCUGCCAGUGCCACGUGGCUUGCUUCUAAUGACACUUCCAUGAAACUGAAAGGGUUAACUAAUUCCAAGGAUUUCCAAGGAAGCUGAAUUUUUGUAAAAACCAUUAAAAAGACCUUUCUCUGUUUGUA